AUGGACAGACGACCUUCAGACGACUUGGAAGAACACACAGAGCUUUUGGAAGGUCAAAAGAGUGUCGAGGAAUGCAAUUCCAAUAAUCCUCAGCUCUCUGUCUCCAAUCAGCUUGCUAUUUUUCUAAAUCAUGCAGGCCACUAUGACAAUGCCAUUUCACUUGAGGAUGUUGCACAAUGGGAGCAUGAUCAGUUUAUCUUCUUCCCAGAAGAUGACUCUAAGGAUGCUGAGCUGGCUUGGUGGUUUGCUGAGACACGAACCUGUCUGGAGUGGAGGGGUGGCUAUCUAGUCAUUGAUGGCUCAACUAUGGAUCUUUUCAUCAAACCUGCUUAUUUUGAUAAGACAUUUUAUGAUAGGAAAUCCAAACAACAAUUUAAUUUAAUUCUAGACAAUUAUUAUGCCCCAUAUGUUUUUCAAUUCACUUGCCUCUAUGAAGAGCAUGUUAACCUUCUCCCAGAUGAUUACUGGGUUUGGGCAGACAGUGCAUAUCCAUUGGAGCCAUGGUGUAUCCCCCUUUUAAGAAGCCUCACAAUGGACAACUAA
Messenger RNA from Suillus plorans, 543 nucleotides. RefSeq lists its product as uncharacterized. Lineage: Eukaryota; Fungi; Basidiomycota; Agaricomycetes; Boletales; Suillaceae. The record is from RefSeq and is a predicted model, not a curated record. The transcript is spliced from 4 exons. The coding region runs from base 1 to 543 and encodes 180 amino acids.